Messenger RNA from Chiloscyllium plagiosum (whitespotted bambooshark), 1364 nucleotides. RefSeq names its product beta-1,3-glucuronyltransferase 2 (glucuronosyltransferase S) (gene b3gat2). Gene Ontology annotation, molecular function: galactosylgalactosylxylosylprotein 3-beta-glucuronosyltransferase activity. The record is from RefSeq and is a predicted model, not a curated record. Gene Ontology annotation, cellular component: Golgi membrane. Lineage: Eukaryota; Metazoa; Chordata; Chondrichthyes; Orectolobiformes; Hemiscylliidae. Gene Ontology annotation, biological process: carbohydrate metabolic process; chondroitin sulfate proteoglycan biosynthetic process.
GAUCGUGGACACGCGAUGAAAUCCGCGGUGGUUGCUCGGCUCUUCCUGAUGCUGCCCUGGCUGCUCGUUAUCCUGGUCGUGGUGGAUAUCGAGCCAGGGAGACUCUCUGUCCGGAGCCCUAUACCCCCAGGUCAGCUGAGCAGGACUCUUAAACCAGACUCCCUCUCCAACCAGUCCAUCCCCACUAUCUAUGCCAUUACGCCGACCUACAGCAGACCGGUGCAGAAAGCUGAGCUGACCAGACUGGCCAAUACUUUCCGCCAGCUGCCCCAUUUCCAUUGGGUACUGGUGGAGGACUCCGCUUUCCGCAGCCGCUUGGUCACCGAGCUGCUGGCCCACUCGGGAGUACUGUCCUACACUCAACUCCAUGUGCCAACCCCCCGGAGGUACAAGCGCCCAGGGCUGCCCCGAGCCACCGAGCAAAGGAACGAGGGACUGCGCUGGGUCCGCCGCAACAGGUCCCUCCGCAACUCCGGGGUCGUCUUCUUUGCGGAUGAUGAUAACACCUAUAGCCUCGAACUGUUCCAGGAGAUGCGACUGACCUAUAAAGUGUCUGUAUGGCCGGUUGGAUUGGUUGGUGGACGACGUUAUGAACGCCCAAUAGUGAAAGAAGGGCAUGUUGUCGGCUGGUACACAGGUUGGAGACCAGACAGACCCUUCGCCAUUGACAUGGCAGGAUUUGCCGUGAAUCUGAAAGUUAUUCUAUCACAUCCUGAAGCUGUGUUCAAGCGGGUUGGAUCACAGCCAGGAAUGCAGGAAUCAGACUUUCUGAAACAGAUUACAACAGUCCAAGAACUUGAGCCAAAAGCUGCUAACUGCACCAAGGUGCUUGUUUGGCACACACGGACCGAGAAGGCAAACCUUGUAUAUGAACCCAAGCACAACCAGGAUGUAAUUCACAUUGAAGUCUAGAAAUCACUGGUCUGAGCCUAUCAAGAUUCAUGUGGACAAGGGAGCCCAACAGGUGCUCUGUAAAAAUUGAGUCUGAACAGUCUACAAGAAGCUGUGACAGCAGCAGGAAGAAACUAUUCACAUCGGACAUUUUCCAAGGGAAACAGUUCACAGAGCUGCAAAAGUUUACAAAAGCUUCAUUUUUUUCCAUCUACAAAGUUCUUAGCAUGAAAUUCAUUCAAUAAAAGAUGUGCUGCAGACAAAUGAAAGUUCCAGAUGUGUAGCGGAAUCAUUUUUACACAUGUAUACUUCAUAUUUUCCAUUACUUUAAACAUUGAUAUCACAAGUUCUUGUGGAAGAGACAUGGUUUUUCAACACUAUAAUCCCAGUAGUUAACAGAGAAACUGAAUGCAGCACAGUUCUGUGAAUACGCAUGGACAAGCUAAAACCACACUCUCAAUGGCACUAAACAU